AUGUCAGACGAAAACUUUACAAAGUCAAGACCGCCAAGUUAUGGUACUAUAGGUUCAGAGGAAAUUUCUUCCGGUCAGCAGUUAUCACCGAAUUUACAAAACUUUGACCGGUUGCCUUUUGAAGAGAGAGCGACUCAACAUGGAGUAUAUAUUUCAUUACCAACUGAUGGUACAGCUGAACAUUACAAGUGGGACAUUUUAAUAUUAGGGGCGACUGGGUGGUGUGCUGUAUUCCUUAUAAGAAAACCGACAUUUUUUAUAUUUUCAAAACUAAUAAGUUUUAAAGUAUCUACGAGUUCUAUUUUAACUUUAUUUUUUAUUGGGUUCAUCGAAGAACUUGUUAGAAUGGGUUGGCUGUAUUAUUUUGUGGGUGAAGUAGAUAAAUUUUUAAUGGCAUAUUGGUUAGGUUUAGGUUGGGCGACUGGUGAAGCAAUAUACUUUAUAAUACAAAAUUUUAUAGAACUUAGGUGGUAUAGAGACGAGUUAGAAAUGGAUGGAAGUAGAUAUGUCGAAGAAAGGAGCGAAAUAGAAGAGAUUUUGGGAAGACCUUUGACCAAAAUUUCCGCUUGGUGGGGUGUAAUGUGGAGAUUUUCUUGGAUAAUGAUUCAUAUUGGUUUUAGUUGUUGGAUUGCUUCCAUUUCUUUGUUGGUUUAUCCCGCCGCUUUAAUUCAUGGUUUACUUCUCAUCGUUUGGGGGUAUUGUUUACCUUCAUUCGGCAUUCCCGCUACAAGUUACGGAACCUUGCUCGUUUCCAUGACCGUCUUCUUAAUUGCAUCACACAAAUUUUACUAUUUUGGACAUUCCCCGGGAAAACAUUUUAGUUCAACGAGAGUUUCUCACGAUGUGUCAAUAAAACCAGAAAAGUUACCGAUAUCAUCAAUAAUUGGGAAUAAGGAUCAUUGCCCAGGAUGUGGAGCAAGUUUUCAAACGUUAGAUUCGACCAAACCUGGUUAUUUGAUCAAACCUUCUCACUCAAAGUGUGAACAAGUUGAAGAGAAACGUCACGUUAAAAAGUUAACUGAACGUGAAAUUGAGGACGCGAUAGAUAAUUUACCACAAGAUUUGAAGGGAUUAAUGUAUCCCCUUGGGUAUUCAAAAUUUACACGAAAAGAAAAUGAUAAAGAAGAAAAGAUAUUUUGUCAAAGGUGUUAUAAUUUAAAAUAUCAUAAUAAAAUUAUCACUUCAUCAUGGCAAGAAACUUUAACGUCUGAUAAAUCAUUCCUUCAAUUUUUACAAAAAAAGAAAAAUUCAAUAAUCUUAACGGUAAUCGAUAUAUUUGACUUUCCUGGUAGUUUGACAAAAGAUUUAGAUCAAUUGAUAGGUCGACAUCAUCCGAAUAUCUUAAUAGCGAAUAAGAUUGAUUUAUUACCAAAAGAUAUUAAUCCUAAUAGAAUUAAAAUGUGGUUAAAAGAAUAUUGUUCAAUGUAUGGAUUAAAUAAUUUACACGAGAUUUUUUUAUGUAGUGCAAAAAAAAAUUGGAAUAUCAAAGAAUUAUGUAAUGAAAUAUCAAGGAUUAGGAAUUAUAAAGAUGAUAUUUAUUUAAUUGGUAACACCAAUGUUGGUAAAUCCGAAUUGAUCAAUAGCCUUUUAAGAACUUGUGUUUAUCAUGGGGGAAAUUAUAAAGUGACCUCUUCUCAUAUACCUGGUACUACCAUUAACAUGUUGGGUUUACCUUUGGACCUUUUUAAUGAUGCCCUUGGUAAGAAUGUUAAGGGAAUGAUCUUUAAUCGUAAAGAGGAUGGUACAUUUUUGUUUGAUACUCCUGGGAUUGUUGGUGAAAAUCAAAUAUUACAUUACUUAAAUCAAGAUGAAUUAAAAAUGGUCAUUCCCCAGCGAAAUAUUCUUCCAUUAACAUACGAAUUUAAGCCAGGAAAAUCUUUAUUAUUUGGAGGAUUAGGUAGAAUAGAUUAUAAGGAGGGUAACAAACCAAUUCGUAUAACAGUAUUUACAAAAUUAAUUACACAUAUCACAUCAAUUGAGAAAGCAAACGAAUUUUACGAACAAUUAUCAUCUUUUGAUGAAAAUCAUUUCUUAGAGCCUCCGAUAGGAUCAAUAGAUCGUCUUAAACAAUUCCCUAGAAUAAUCAAAGUUAAAAAGGACUUGAAGGUGAUAGGGGAUUGUCAUCCGAAAAAAAGCAUUUGCGUUUUAGAUGUUGUAUGGGGUGGUAUUGGGUGGUGUAGUAUAGGUGGAGUUAGAGAUGGUGAAUCUGUUAUAUUUGAUGUUUGGAGUCCUGAUGGGAAAGGCGUCUAUACUAGAAAUUUUCCUUUAUUACCUAAUGAAUUUCGUGGUAAACUUGAAAAAAUAAAUUAA
Molecule: messenger RNA, 2310 nt
Organism: Funneliformis geosporum
Lineage: Eukaryota; Fungi; Glomeromycota; Glomeromycetes; Glomerales; Glomeraceae
Source: the annotation of a GenBank genome assembly